Molecule: messenger RNA, 1779 nt
Organism: Peniophora sp. CBMAI 1063
Lineage: Eukaryota; Fungi; Basidiomycota; Agaricomycetes; Russulales; Peniophoraceae
Source: the annotation of a GenBank genome assembly
AUGCGCUUCGCGUCUUUACUCCCCAUCGUCUUUGCGAGCACAGCUCUCGCUUCGUAUCACCCAAAGCACCCAAAGCAUAAGGACCCGCACGCCGGUAACGAUGAAUACAUCAAGAAGCUCGACAAGGCCAACUCGGACGUGCUCUUGCACCAGACAACUGGUGUCGAGUCUGGUCUCGACCCUGGCGUUGUGAGUGCUGUGAUUCCGGACCCGAAGUUUCCGGAGUAUUCUCUCUACUGGCUUCGAGACGCUUGCCUCGUUUACGAUAUGUGGCUCAAUCGUCUCAUUGAGAAGAAAGACACCUCCCUCCGUCCACUCGCGGACGACAUAAUGCACGCGCUCAUCCGCACACAGCACGUCGUCAGCUUGAGCGGAGACAUGUUCACAGGUGGCCUCGAGGAGCCAGUCUUCUACUACAACAUUUCCAUGAUCCUGAACCUCAGCUACCGUCCGGGUUCGCCGGCGGCCGACGGCCCGCCCUUCCGCGGUGGCAUCAUGAUGAAGUACGCGCACUGGCUGCUCGAGCCUGAGGCGAAAAACAGCAGCGCUUGGGUCGCGCAGAACCUCUGGCCGGCUAUCAAUCUCGACUUGAAGUGGAUCUCGACGCACUGGAACUCUAGCUCGUACGACCUGUGGUGGCCUCCCAUCUGGGGCGGCUCGUACUGGACCGCCGCACUGCAAUACCGCACGCUCAGGGGUGGCGCCGCGCUUGGCCGUCGUUUGAACAUCCUGCAGGACGUCGUCGACUACGAGCAGAAGGCUAACCUCGUACUCGACUACAUGCAGACGUUCUGGAACCCCACAGAUGGUUUCAUGUCGGAGACGACCGACGUCGACCUCACACAAGGCCGUACUGGACCUGGCUCUGCCCCGCACACUGCCACGAUCUACAACUUCGACAUAACGCGCGGUUGCGACGACCUGACGCUCCAGCCAUGUUCGCCACGUUCUCUGUCGAACAUGCGCGUACUUGGUGACAGGUUCAAGAAAUACUGGCCCACUCUCUGCGAUAAGGUCCCGAAGAGCAAACCCUGCUACUACGGUUUCUUCACCGAGGACGAGUUCAUCGGCGGCCACCCGCAGUUCUUCGCUACCUACAACGUCGCCGAAGUCAUCUACGACGCCAUCCACACGUGGGAUGUCCUGGGUCACGUCGAAGUCACCGACGUCUCGCUCAAGUUUUGGGCUCCUCUCAUCCGCGACGUCAAGGUCGGAAAGCACAAGAAAGGUCACAAGGGGUACGAGACACUCAUCAAGGCAGCACGCUACUGGGCCGAGGACAUCAUGUCGCUUCUCGCGAGCAAGACGCCGAAGGACUACGUGCUUACUGAGGUCGUCAACAAGACGACCAAUGAGCCCGGGGGUCCGCGCGGUAUGAUCCGCAGCUUGACUGCUGCGUUGAGCGCGGCGGAUACGCGUGGCGGGAUGGUGCCGCGUCCGUGGGACGGGCGCAAGCCGAACACAAAGCCGCAUCAUGCGUCCGAGGGUGCCGAGUUCGCUCCGUGGGACGCUGGAGAGAAUUGGGUGAUCUUGAACAAACCCGGCUCCGACAGCUACGAAAGCGACGACAGCUACGAUAGCUACACGGACGAGAUGACUGGCUCGGCAUUCAGCGCGCAGGAGCAGGAGUACCUUGAAGCGCUGUACGCUGGUAAGGAGUGCGACAUGAAGCCGAAGGCGAACGAGCGUAUAGAGCUCAAGGUGGACCGCACUGGCUUUCGCACGUCGAUGCAAGGCCAUCGAUUCCAGCGGGUUGCUGAGGAGAUGGGGUGGAUGUAA